AUGUGUGAGGUCCACUCAUCUAAAGUGUACGAAGCUUGUUGUAAAGAUUGCCAAGUCCCUGUCUGUAUUACAUGCAUUAAGGAAGUACACGGCGAACACGCCAUCGGGGAGAUACAAGAUCUUUACGAGAAACAAAAGGCCGAAACUGCCGAGGAAUUGUCUAAAAUGAAGACACGGUUGAAGUCGGAGAUUAUUCAGAGAAUAAAAGAUUUCAAAAAGGGAGAAAAUGAAAUAAAGAGCGCCCAUGAGAACGUACGAGAAAAAAUGAAGAAACAAGCUCAGGAUCUGAUAGAUCAUAUCAGAGUCAUUUUGAAAGAAGCCUUGCAGGAAUCUGAGAAAGACGAGAGAAAAAAUAGAGAGGAAAUAUCCCAACAUAAAGCGGAGGCUGAGAGAUUUGAACAAAACUUGGAUCGACUGAUUGAGAAAUUUGAAACUCUCACAGAGUCAAGUCAUCCCGCCGAACUAAUUUUGUUUAGAAAACAAAAUCCUGACAUAUUUAAGCAAUUAAAACUUCCAUCCAAACUUGAUAUUGUUAUGCCUUUCUUUACAGUUGGUCAGAUCAACAAAUCUCAAAAUAAGCAUCAGUUUGGCAAGUUCAUGGCAGGUAAGGUUCACUAUGUUAAAUCACUUGAUGAAAACUCACAACAUAUAUUGCCAUCUUUGUCUGCAAGGGGGAGUACAUCCAACAAAAGAGUAUUGGGGCGUUCAGUAAAAAUAAGCAAAAAGAAAACUCAAAUGAAAAAGUUAUUUCACGUGAGUUGUCGUGAUGACAGAUCAGCGUACAUCAGUGGUGAUGGUCCUGGCAUACAACUGAUAGACAGGUCAGGGACAGAGCUGGAUAACAUCAGUACUGAGACUGAACCAUCUGGUCUGGCUGUGAUGCAGGACGGAAGUCUGAUUUACUCUGACUCCUACAAUAAAGUUAUCUACAAAGUGUCACCCAAUAAACAGAAAACAAAACUUAUAAAUGCUGAGUAUGGCCCUAGAGGACUGUGUUGUACCAGGUCAGGUGAUAUCCUGGUCUGUAUGGGUUUUUUAUAUACAGCGAGAGUGGUUAAGUACAGCAGCAGUGGGAGGAAGAUCCAGGAAUUCCAGACAGAUCAGAACGGGGAGGGACUUUUUAUUCGUCCAAGUCUUGUCUGUGAGAAUGUUAAUGAGGAUAUCUGUGUUACUGAUUGGGAAUUAUGUAAAGUGGUCGUGCUGAACAAGGGUGGAUAUCUUAAAUUUAAAUAUGAGGGGAAUGUCCCGUCAAGGAUGUUAAAAGCCACGUUUAAUCCCCAUGGAGUGGCUACCGACAGUCUGGGUCACAUCCUCAUCGCAGACAACGCCAAUAACGCCAUACACCUGAUCAGCAAGGAUGGGGAUUUCCUGUCUUACAUCCUGACAGAGGAUGAUGGGAUAUCACAACCAUACGGGAUCUCUGUGGACAUGUCCGACAAUCUGUGCCUUGUGGAACAAGACAAAGCCCGUGUCAAAGUGUAUCAGUAUCUGUCAUAA
Saccostrea cuccullata (small rock oyster) is the source of this 1497-nucleotide messenger RNA. RefSeq names its product E3 ubiquitin-protein ligase TRIM71-like. NCBI's taxonomy places the organism in Eukaryota, Metazoa, Mollusca, Bivalvia, Ostreida, Ostreidae. Gene Ontology annotation, molecular function: zinc ion binding; ubiquitin protein ligase activity; protein binding. The record is from RefSeq and is a predicted model, not a curated record. The coding region runs from base 1 to 1497 and encodes 498 amino acids. The transcript has a single exon. Gene Ontology annotation, biological process: protein polyubiquitination; proteasome-mediated ubiquitin-dependent protein catabolic process.